AUGAUAAGACAAGAGGCGAAGGAGGCGACGGAAGUAAAGGCGAAGGAGGCGACGGAAGCAAAGGCGAAGGAGGCGACGGAAGCGAAGGAGGCGACGGAAGCGAAGGAGGCGACGGAAGCAAAGGAGGCGACGGAAGCAAAGGCGAAGGAGGCGACGGAAGCAAAGGCGAAGGAGGCGACGGAAGCAAAAGCGAAGGAGGCGACGGAAGCAAAGGCGAAGGAGGCGACGGAAGCGAAGGAGGCGACGGAAGCAAAGGCGAAGGAGGCGACGGAAGCGAAGGAGGCGACGGAAGCAAAGGCGAAGGAGGCGACGGAAGCGAAGGAGGCGACGGAAGCAAGGGGAGGAGCGACGGAAGCAAGGCGAAAGGAGCGACGAAAGGCGAAGGAGGCGACGGAAGCGAAGGAGGCGACGGAAGCAAAGGCGAAGGAGGCGACGGAAGCAAAGACGAACUUACACCCCAAAGUCAACAACAACAACAAAAAGAAAACAGUGAUUGCUAUCAAGUUCAUCCCUCAGCAACCAUCUAGAAUUGAAAGCAAUUCCACACGAUUGAUAUUUCAUUCAAACACGAACUAG
Messenger RNA from Penaeus monodon (black tiger shrimp), 576 nucleotides. RefSeq names its product A-kinase anchor protein 5-like. The coding region runs from base 1 to 576 and encodes 191 amino acids. The transcript is spliced from 2 exons. The record is from RefSeq and is a predicted model, not a curated record. Lineage: Eukaryota; Metazoa; Arthropoda; Malacostraca; Decapoda; Penaeidae.